This is a messenger RNA of Lytechinus pictus (painted urchin), 4647 nucleotides long. RefSeq names its product inactive C-alpha-formylglycine-generating enzyme 2-like. The record is from RefSeq and is a predicted model, not a curated record. Lineage: Eukaryota; Metazoa; Echinodermata; Echinoidea; Temnopleuroida; Toxopneustidae. Gene Ontology annotation, cellular component: endoplasmic reticulum. The coding region runs from base 211 to 1332 and encodes 373 amino acids. The transcript is spliced from 9 exons.
ACAUAGGUAUACGGUAAAUGCAGAUUUUCGCGAGUGAGCAAUCUUCGUAAUCAUUACUCUUACAUGCUCCGCAUACGCGCAUGCUGCGCUAAGUGCAAAGAUAUUUGAAGUGCCGAUCGAAAACGUGAAUCACUGCCUUCUGGAUUUGGCGAACAAUCAGAAAUAAACACCAUUUGAUAUAACUUUGUCGAUCCUGCUCGAUAAACGAAGAUGAGAGCACUUGUAUUUUACCCAAGCCUUGCCUGUGUGAUGCUUGUAUCGAUGUCCCAUGCCUUAUCUAAAGAUGAAGUUCCAGCUGAUCCUGUGUAUGACAAGUAUGAAGAUAUGAUUGAAUUGCCUGGAGGAAAGUUCACGAUGGGGUCAUCGAAAGCAGAUGGUAAAGAUGGAGAAGGUGUCCAGAGAAAGGUCACCGUGAAACCUUUUAAAAUCAACAAGUAUCCUAUAACUUCUGCAUCAUUUAGGAAAUUUGUGAGAGCAAAGAAAUACAAGACCGAUGCUGAGAAAUACACAUGGAGUUUUGCAUUUGAUGCUUUUGUUCCUGAGGAUAUUAAGAACACGAUUGAGCAAAGAUUACCUAGCGCACCAUGGUGGAUUCCUGUUCAGAAUGCUUAUUGGAGACAGCCAGAAGGUAAAGGAAGCGGGAUUGAGAAGCGAUUGAACUAUCCAGCCGUUCAUAUCAGUCAAGUCGAUGCGAGAACAUUCUGUCAGUGGCAUGGAUGGAGACUACCAACGGAAGCAGAAUGGGAGUUUGCUGCAAGAGGGGGUCUGGAAGGAAAAGAAUAUCCAUGGGGGAACAAAUAUGAAAAGAAUAGGAUGAACAUAUGGCAGGGCAAAUUUCCUGAAGAAAAUACCAAAGCUGAUGGUUAUCACGGCGUUGGUCCUGUAGAUGCUUUCCAACCUCAAAAUGAGUAUGGUCUAUAUGAUAUGAUUGGUAAUGUUUGGGAGUGGACGUCAACUAAAUUCAGUGCUAAUCCCAGUUCAAAAGACGAUGCCCCUUCCCCAGGAGGUGAGGACCCCUCCAAGACCCGCUAUGUCCUGAGAGGGGGGUCAUAUAUCGACUCAAAGAACGGGAAGUUUAACCAUGCUGCUAGAGUCACUACAAGGAUGGGUAAUGAAGCAGAUGCCGGCUCGGAUAAUUUAGGAUUCCGCUGCGCUGUUUCGUUACCUACUGGUACUAGUGAGAAGAAGCCGAAGGGAAAGAAGAAGAAUGCAGAUAAAAUUGCGAAAGAGCAGACAGUUACAGAGCUUCCUGAAGGAGCAAAGGUUGUACGACCAAACCCAGCAGAUUUAAAUGGAAAAGGAAAAAAGAAGCAGAAUCGAAAUGAACUAUAAUGAAACUUUAUUUUAUUAGAUUUGUUAUCAACUAAUUCAAUUUUUUUAGCAAUAAGAUCAGAGAAAGAGGUUUUCAGUACUGUCUUUUUUAAAGAUUUGUUUCUAUUUCAUUUGAAAAUUAUUUUAAAAUCUGGGGAUAUAUAGAGUUAACUAACAAUUUUCAUGAUGCAUUGGAAAAAACUGAAAAAAACAAUCCAUUAAUUGUCCAAAGUAUGAGGCACUUCUUAUGGUAAAAGCUGUGCCGGAUUGCUUGACUUUAUUCAGUCUAUGUUAAUUUUUCCUUUUGCACAACUACUUCAAAAAGAAAAAGAGUAAACUUUAUGCCAAGUUAAGAAUCCUCAAAAUCCCUGUAAAACUUACCUGUAUCUUCUCACAAAUAUGAUAGUUCUUGGAAUUUGAAAAUAUUUAGAAUUUGAAUUAAAGUUCAAACAUUUUCAUAUGGACCAAUGUUAUUGAAAGGAGGGAAAAAAUUCAUGUUUUUUUUUUCCAGUUUAAAUUGAAGGUGAAAGAAUUCAUGUAGUUUACAUUUAUUACUUAAAGUCAAGUACAUGUACAUGCAGAUUAAUAAAUAAAAAACUCCCAUGAAACUUCAAUCGCUAGACAGAUAUUUAUUUCUCGUUUGUGUUGUUUUUGUGGCAAAUGCCACUCUUAUUUUAUGUUUUGUCUUCUAAAGGUGCCUUUAACAUUUUACCAAAGUGAAACCGGUUUGUCUGGUAAAUUUUUGAAAAUUUGAAAUACACCUUUAUAUUAAAUUAUUAUUUUGAAAAGUAUAUCAUCAAAUAAUGUUCUUUCCUAUUUAAAAUUUUAAACAUUAAAGUUAGGAUAGGAAAAAGGGCCAUUAGCACAUUUUGACAUUGUAGGUUGAAUACUGUCUAAAUAGGGUUUUUUUUUUUUUCAUUGUGCUUUUCUAUUUUAUUUUUUUGAAUGGCCAUGCCUAUAUAUGGUGAUGAAAAGCUCAGCAACAUUUUUUAUGCCUUUUAUCCCAUUAACUUUGUACGCAAAAUAAUUUUUAAGCUUUAUUCAAUUAUAUGUGACGGAGGAAAUUUGAAAAAAAUUAUCCCUUGUCCACUUAGAAUCUUACAUAUUUGCCUUUAUUUUCAAAAGCUUUUGAUAAGCUUUUUAAUAAAUUGCUUUUGUGGUAUGUGUAGCAGUAUUUUUUGGUCCAUUCCAGUGCAGUAUAGUGUAUUUAUAUACUAGAAGUUUUCUGGUCAUCAUUAUGUCAUCAAUUCAGUGACCACAAUUUUAUUUCUGAAUGUACAUUAUAUUAUAUUUGUGUUGUUAACCAUUGAGUAUACUUCUAUGAAGAUGUUGGUUUGGAAAGUUUCUCGCAAAUAAUCCAAUAUUUUUGUUUGCCCAUGAUUUUUUUUUUAAUGGGGAAUGGGGGAGGGAUGGUUCUGUAACCUAUCUAAUAAAUGCCUAGCUAAAGCUGUACCCCCUUUGAGGUUCGAAACUUGUAUCCACUUGCUUUGCUGCAUGUGGGAUUUCACAACUGUUAAAUUGUACCCCCCAUUGUUUUGUAUAUACCAAAUGGGAAGUGAGAAGAAUCUUUGGAAUUUUUGUGUAAGGGAAAUCCAACCCAAAUGGAUAUUGUUAAAAAACAGAAAAUAAGAGAAGCAGAUAGCUUAAGCUACCACGUUUCCUUUUGCUCAAUACACAAAAUCAUUGAAAUGAUAUCCUCUUGAAAUAUGUUACUUAAAAUUAUAUUUUUAUUUUACGAGGAUACAACAUGCCAUUUCGAUGUAUGUGAUAUUUGAUCACUUCGCUAGAUACCAGGUAUAAAUCCAAUGCUUCCUUUUGCCUAUAUUUAUAGGGACUACUUUAUACUUCAUCAGUGCAAUUUCUGUAAUAUGUGUUUAAAGUGAUUUUUCACUAUAUUUUCAUUCAUUCGGUCAUUUCGUUUAUUUCUAUUUCCAACUAUGACAGUAGAAUAUCAUUUUUUUUAAUGUAGAAUAGGUAGUUUCACUUUAACUUUAUAUUUGAUAAAUGGUAUGUACACCAAUCAACUUAAAACCCAUAAUACAUCGUCAUCAGGGAAAGUUCUCUUUAAUGAGCCAGUGAAGAAGUCCCGCAAAACCUGGUUCUGCGCAAUAAAGCACUUGAUAAUACUCUUGUGAUAUCCCCUUGUCACCAAAUUUGCAUCACAGAUCUAAAGCUGCCCAUUUUGAUGCAAAGAGAUUAUUUCUUUAAACUAUAUAAAACAAAAAAUAGAUCAUUUUUGUUAUAGGGCUUACAGGGCUAGAGCUAGGUGGUCAGGUAACAGUAUUAGAUUCAUGCGUUUCAUAAAUCUAUAUUAUGGUAAUACAAGUGGAGAGUCAUAGUCAUACAUGUAUGUAAAUCAUCACCUUGAAUAUACGAUGGAUGUGCGUGUAGGUACUGUCAACAUCUGUUAUUUUUUCUGACUCCUUUUAAAUAAAUUUACAAAUUGAAUCAUGAAUUCAAAUGUAAUGUGGAAGUCAAAAUAUGUCCCCACGACUCCCUGUGCGUUCAUGUGAAUUAUAAUCAUGUGAUAUAACAAUAAUAUGAAUGAGCCCUGGUAUACUUGUACAUGUAGGUGCAGCAAAUAUUAGCCUAACAGAGUGCUAACAGUAAGCCCAGUUAAGUCAAAACAUUUAUUUUAAUGUGUAAGUAAUGCAUUGUAGCAUCGCUGCCACAAUAACCGGUUGUAACAGGGCCUCUGUUAGCACAUUGUUAGCGCUAACAAUGUUUCUGUGCGGUCGGUACAGACUAUUACUGAAGGCAAAAGUCAUGUGGGUGUUUCAUAGAGUUCGGAAGUUACAAGCAACUUUGCGAAGAGUGUGGGAUAUGGGUACCAAUAACCUGGGGUCCAUUUCACAAACGACUUUAAAUUAUGGUCACUUCAUGCUAACUUCCAUGUAAAUCCUGAGUUUGAUUGGCUGCUGAGCCCUGUUACCAUGGCAAUGGCCAAAAUGGCAAAGUUUCCUUUAGGCACCUUGUCAAAAGUAUAAGCCUUAUCUUUUCCGCAGGAGUCUUGCAAGCAGCUGUUCAUUAUACAUGUAAACCAUCGCAUUCAACAUAGAUAAUAAAAUGGGGACUGCAGGAAAGCUGCUAUGAAAAGAUGCUGGAUUCCUUCUAGUAGACACUGCACCGACUUCUGACAAGUGGCCUUGUAGUUAAUAAUAUUGGCAUCUGAUUUCUGUCUCAGAAUUGACCUGUUUAGAUGUUUUCAUUUGAAUAUCAGUAUUGAAAUAUAAUAUGUAUUAACAUAAGAAAUGUAUACAAGUACCAGAAGAGGCUAAGCAGAUAUAAUCAUGUUAUUUUGUACAACCAACAAAUAAAUAUUAAUUUUCAUUCUUA